AUGCCAUAUUCCCAGAAUAAUUUCAUCAUCAAGAUAAAUAAGUUCAGGGAGGCGUUGGAGAAACAUGGGAGGGAACAAUGUAGCAUUGGAGAGACAAAGGGACUUGAGGAGAAAGAAUUAGUCGCAAUGGCCACAAAUAAAAACCUAUCUUUCGAUUACAUACCCAAAAGUAAAGGAUUAAACAGUAAUAAAAUAGAAAAGGAUACAAUUCUCUCAAGAUCUUCAACAUCAAAAGAACAAGAUCAAGAACGUUCUCUACUAAUUAGCCCUGUGGGAAUUGUCUAG
Eruca vesicaria subsp. sativa (arugula) is the source of this 285-nucleotide messenger RNA. NCBI's taxonomy places the organism in Eukaryota, Viridiplantae, Streptophyta, Magnoliopsida, Brassicales, Brassicaceae. The record is from the annotation of a GenBank genome assembly.